CUGCUGCACGGCGGCGAGACGGUGGUGUGGGGCGACGCCGGGUAUCAGGGAGUGGGGAAGAGAGCGGAGAACCUGGGGCUGGGGGUGGAAUGGCGGGUGGCAAUGCGUCCGGGGAACCGGCGAGAGCUGGAGCCCGGGAGCAGGGAGGCACUGGCGGAGAAGGUGAAAGCGUCAGUGAGAGCCAAGGUAGAGCAUCCCUUUCUGAGGCUGAAGCGGCUGUUCGGGUACGCCAAGGUACGCUACCGGGGUCUGGCGAAGAACGCGGACCGGCUGGCACUGCUGUUCGGGCUGGGCAACCUGCUGACGGCGGAGGGUCAACUGUCGGGGUAG
This is a messenger RNA of Geodia barretti, 330 nucleotides long. The record is from the annotation of a GenBank genome assembly. NCBI's taxonomy places the organism in Eukaryota, Metazoa, Porifera, Demospongiae, Tetractinellida, Geodiidae.